This is a messenger RNA of Branchiostoma belcheri (Belcher's lancelet), 961 nucleotides long. RefSeq names its product alpha-ketoglutarate-dependent dioxygenase alkB homolog 7, mitochondrial-like. The transcript has 4 exons. The record is from RefSeq and is a predicted model, not a curated record. Gene Ontology annotation, cellular component: mitochondrial matrix. The coding region runs from base 51 to 830 and encodes 259 amino acids. Gene Ontology annotation, biological process: DNA damage response; fatty acid metabolic process. Lineage: Eukaryota; Metazoa; Chordata; Leptocardii; Amphioxiformes; Branchiostomatidae.
GUUGAUCUCUGCCAUAACCUGAGGUUUUGUAACUACUGAAACGGCGCACUAUGCUCCUAAGAACUUUGAUAAGAUAUAAGCAUGCCCAAGAACGCUGUGCGAUGGUUUUAUUUGGGAGAAACCGCUCCGAUUUUGUGUCCUGCCCCCCCAUCGUGACAUAUUUGAUCACUCGCCAGCAGACGACACAAACGCCAGACACAGCUGAACUUCUUCAGAACGAACUUUCCAAGUUUUCUUACCUUCACUGCCACGUUCCUGAGGUUGUGCAGGUUUGUCAGAGAGACAUGUUGGUUCACGAGAACUUUAUCACAGAGGAGGAGGAACAAAUACUGUUCGAGGAGGUGGAGCCGAAAUUGAAAAGACAUCUCAGAUAUGAAUACGACCAUUGGGACGAUGCCAUCCAUGGGUACAAAGAGAUCGAGCGAUCUGAUUGGUCGGAGCAGAGCCAGCCGAUCCUCCAGCGUGUGCGGAGACUAGCGUUCCCUCCAGGUGUCCCGCAGCUGCACCUGGUUCACGUGCUGGACUUGGCGAAGGACGGCUGGAUCAAACCACACGUCGACAGUGUCAAGUUUGCAGGUAACGCCAUAGCCGGCCUGAGUCUGUUGUCUCCUUGUGUGAUGAGACUAGUGCAUAACGACAACAAGGCCUGGGUGGCAGACGUGCUACUCAAACCUCGCUCACUGUAUAUCAUGAGGGAUGCCAUCCGCUAUGAUUAUACCCACGAGAUCCUGAAGAUAGAAGAGUCCAAGUUCCGUGGAGAGGAGGUACCAAGGAACAGACGCAUCUCUGUAAUCUGCAGAAACGAACCACCUACGUCGACAACAGACUGAAGAAAUUUGACAAAACUUUACCUCUGUAAAUUUCAACAUUUAGAACUGAAAGUUCUUCCCCAAUAUCAGGCCUAAAAAUAGUAAUAAUGCUAAAAUGGAUGUCAGAUUGAAGUGUAGCUGUGAUGUCUUCA